Molecule: messenger RNA, 1455 nt
Organism: Hemisphaericaspora subhashii
Lineage: Eukaryota; Fungi; Ascomycota; Pichiomycetes; Serinales; Debaryomycetaceae
Exons: 2
Coding region: 1-1455 (484 amino acids)
Biological process (GO): protein refolding
Cellular component (GO): cytoplasm
Molecular function (GO): Hsp70 protein binding
Source: RefSeq, a predicted model, not a curated record
AUGAUAGUCCAAGCAAUAUCAGAUUACUAUCAACCUCUCGGAGUUGACAGAAGUGCCACCACAAAAGAAAUCAAAUCAGCCUAUAAGAAGCUCGCGCUCAAGUACCACCCUGACAAGAACCCAGGUGAUGUUACAGCUUUCGAUAGAUUCGUCGAAAUCGGCAAGGCUUAUGAAGUUUUAUGCGAUCCUGAACGAAGGCCAAGGCAUGACGCAGAGCGAAGACCGACACAUGAGGCGAAAAGAACACCAACACAUUCCCAGAGACCGAAACAGUCUCAGCAAACACGGAGGCAGUCUCAGCAAAAACGCAAGCAGUCUCAGAAAACACGGAAGCAGUCCCAACAAACAAGGAAACAAUACCAUGGACAAAAGACGACACAUGAGACUGAACAAAGCAACCAUUCCCCCUUUGAGAAACAAAUCAAAUCCGCCUAUCGACAACUCACACUCAAAUACCAUCCCGACAAAAACCCGGGCAAUGAUAAAGCCCAUGACAAAUUCAUCGAAAUCGGAGAAGCAUAUGAAGUUUUAAGCAAUCCUGAAAAAAGACGUAAUUAUGAUCAAUAUGGUGAUCCUGAAGGCAGACCACAACCAGGUGGUGGUGGUGAUUUUGGUGACAUGUUUGCGCAAUUCUUCGAUGGCGGGGGACAGGGUCGUCGUCAACAACAACCAGGACAACGAAAGGGAGAGCUGAUCCGGGCCGCGUUAGAUGUUGCACUUAAGGAUUUUUAUAAUGGGAAAAUCGUGGAAUUUGAUGUUAUGAUGAUGAAUGAUUGUGAAAGUUGUAAAGGUACCGGAUCUGAAGAUAAUCAAAAACAUACUUGUCCUAAAUGUAAAGGACAAGGUGAGAUUCUUAUCCAACAUCAAAUUGCUCCAAAUAUGAUUUCUCAGACUCGACAAGUAUGUCCUCAAUGUCGUGGAAAGGGGAAGGUUAUUACUCAUCCUUGUAAACAAUGUCAAGGACAGGGUGUGGUUCGUGGACCUAGACAUUAUGAUAUAUAUAUUAAGCCGGGACAACCUCGAGAUUCUGCUCAUGUGUUGGAAGGUGAGGGUGAUAAGAAUCCAAAUUGGAUUCCUGGGGAUUUGAUUAUUUUGUUUCAAGAAAAAUUGGAUGAAAGUUGGGGUUAUAGAAGGGUUGGAAAUAAUUUAUAUCGUACUGAACCUAUUUCAUUGAAUGAAUCUUUAUAUGGUGGUUGGGAAAGACAGAUAAAGUUUUUGGAUGUUGAAGAUGAUAUUAUUAAGUUGAGUCGUGGUGUUGGCGUGCCUGUUGCCGAUGGAGAAGUUGAAGUACUUGUUGGGAAGGGAAUGCCAAUACUUGUAGAUCAUGAUGAGGAAGAACAAUUUGGUGAUUUGUUUAUUGAGUAUAAGGUGGUCAUACCGGGUGGAUCUCCUAAUAAACAACAACCAAAAGCAAAAGCAUUUGUCGCUGGUGGUGUUAAGAAAGAUGAAUUAUGA